GUGCCACAGUUUUUCCACCGAUUGUGACACUGUUGUAUGCAGAAGACCCGAAUAUAUCUACUGCUAAGAGGCAGAAAUGCGGGCGGAGGGAGGCAGGUGGAGUAUGGUGUGCAGCGAAGUGCUGUUUUCGGCAGGAAGGGUGUGAGCAGCCUGCGGUUUCCUCUGUAGUAAGUGUAUCUGCUGAUCAAAACCGGGAGCAGUGCUGUGGGUGUGCCCAGUAGGUAAAGAUCCCCCCCCCCCCCCCGUCAAGUGGAUGCAACAGAAACGCGAAUGUAAGUAUUAGCUAGAGUUCAUGGAUACUUUGAAGCUUACGGCUUCUAAUUUACCAGUCGCGGAGCGAUUGUACAUCACUGAAAACGCAAACAAGAUUUAAGAGACCCUGACUCGAGUGCCCACGGCGAUCGGCAGCGCGGACGGCGCGAGCCAGAAACAUGGGGCCCCGCUUCAGCUGUCAGGGAGGGUGAAGAAAAGAUCCGACAACCCUGCGUGCUGUCAGUGAUGGUGCUAAGAUGCAAAUACGGACCCUACUCCCUCGUCUUCUCUACCUGACUGUUGAACUCAUGCUGGGAUCCGCUGGUCACUUCCGACAUGCUUCCUGUAGACUGUCACAGAGGUCUGCCUUGUGCAGUGGAAGUCAGCUGGCGUCUAUACCGACAGACCUGCCCAACAGCAUUGAAGACCUUCACCUGGAUAACAAUAACAUCAAACUACUUAAAAACACCUGUCUCGUUAGUUACCCCGAGCUCCGCAUUCUAAACAUUGCAAGCAAUGGUUUGGACACUGUUGAGUCAAAUGUGUUCCACCACACUCGUCAUGUGGAGAAGCUCAACCUGGCGGAGAACUGCCUCUAUACUAGCUAUCAAGAGUUGGGUGAGGCAUUGUCAGAUCUGUCCCAUUUAAGAGUGUUGGAUCUUUCCGGAAAUGGGUUGACAGAGGAUAUGGUCUCAUUUCUGCUGCAGAACAUGACCUCACUAGAGUUCCUGUCUCUAUCCGGGAAUACCAUACUGAGACUAGACCAGAGUAUCUUUCGUGACCUUCACCAGUUACGGGAGUUGAACCUUGAGAGGAACCAUUUAUUUGAUAUUGAAGAGGGGACUUUCGACAGCUUGCAGAAACUACAGAGGCUGAAUUUGGCAUUCAACAAUUUGCCGUGCCUGGUUGGAUUUCAGCUCAUACAGGUGGUGAUGCUAAAUGCCAGUCACAACUCCAUCGAGUGGUUCAUUUCUAACCAGGAUCUGAAUGAUACUUUCCAGUUGGAGACCCUCGACCUUCGAGAUAACAAGCUCAUCUUCUUCCCUUUUCUCCCAACCCGCAGUCGCCUACAAACUCUACUUUUGUCAGACAACCAAAUAGGCUUUUAUCAACACCUCGAGAACAGCAGCUUACCAAAUUGGGCCACCAGUGUGCAAUUUUUUAAUCUGAACAGCAAUGUGACCAACGUAACAGUAAAUCUGUGGGAUGAGACCCUACAUGGAGACAUCUCAUCGCUGGAUCUCCUGGAUCUCACUAGAAACCAAGUAACAUAUCUCACACAGGGUUUUCUGGGUGAGAUGACACAUUUGUCAAGACUGAAAUUAGGAAGCAACUGUUUGAAGUCCUUCAGCUUCGACUCUGAUGAACUGUCAGCCUCACUUUAUGAGUUAGAUGUGAGCAAUAACCAGUUAACUGUUCUACAAGCCAACCAAAGCUACUUGCAUACCUUGGAGAAUUUGAGAUAUGUCAACCUGAGCCAUAAUGACUUGCAGAGGCUCCCUCCGAUGCUCUUCUUGCAACUGCCUGUGCUCACGGUGGUGGAUCUGAGCCAGAACAAGGUCGCCAUCUGCUCCUUGGAAGAGCAGGACGCAGAAGCAGAAUACUCAGACUGCAUCUUCUGGAGGAACAUCAGCUCCCUGAGUCAGCUGUACCUCAGAGGCUGUGGCUUGGAACGGGUACCAGCCAGGGCUUUUGAUGGGACGCCACUCACGGUCUUGGAGCUGUCGGGCAACCGAGGCGUGGUCAUAGGGCAGGAAUCCAUGACGGGCAUCACACAGACCUUACAACAUCUAGGCCUAGGUAGCACAAAUCUCUAUAACCUAGACUUUACCCAAUUUGUAAAGUUGUACUCCUUAGAUAUUUCUGGAAACUCCAUAUCAUACCUCCCAGAUUCUAUACUAAGUCUUAGACGUUUGGACUUGAGGGAAAACCAUCUGCAAGCUAUCCAUUUGCAUCAAGCUCAGGUGUUAAGUCACAGCCUGGAGAGCAUUUUCCUGGGGGGAAACCCUUUAAACUGCUGCCAGGUGGCCUGGUUCAAAGCGCUCCGUGACAUUAAGACUUUGACCAUCGAGGACCUCAGUAGCUUGACAUGUUUCAGUGACUAUGGGGAACUCUCACUAAACUCCAUAGCCUCAAACUAUUGUGGAAGGAGUGACGAGGAGCCCAGCUGGUUGUAUGUCCUCCUCUUCCUUCCCAUCUUCCUCUCGCUUGUGGGCAUCAGUGUCAUAUUCUUCCUCACCUUCAGGCCCAAUCUCCUGCCCAGUGAGAUUAAAAGGAGGUGUUGGAAGCCAAUUCCAUAUUAACACUGAGCGACGAGUGACUCGCACAAUUCGAUGAGUAAAUGGUCAGCAAUUAGUAAUAACGAAAAGGGAAAUGAAUGAAUACUGAAAGCCUACUGAUUGUGAUCAGUGCCAAGUGCGAAAACUCCUUGCUGAAAACUGCCUUGUGAAUAAGAUUCUGUGAACUUUUCUGUAAGUUUACUUACAACAUCUGGAUAUGGUGACCACCUAGUCCGUGUCGGGAGGGACACUGUGAAGUACUUCAGGUUUUACAAACUACUCCCAUGCGCCGAUGCUUGGCUGAAUUGUUUGGUUUGUCUUGUAUUUUGAUUUGUUCCCUUCAUUGAAAGACUUAUCCAGCUGAUUCAUAUUAACAUAAGGGAAACAUGCUUGAUUAUAGGAAACUGACCAAUCAGCACACAGCAGGGACUGAAAGUGAAACCUAAGUGAAAUCUGGAUCCUUUUAACUGAAAUGGUAGAAAUGGUAGUUUACAAACCCUGUUUGAGGGUUGUGUCCCGUCCCCCCCCCCCCCCCCCCGCCAGCCCCCUGACAUGGAUUAGGUGGUCUCCCUACAUCAAGAACAUAAGCUGAAUAACACUGAAGGGACCUAGUGUUUGCGAUGGUCUGUAAAAUAACAGGAAAUAUAUACUGUACUUUUUCUCUCCUUCCCUACUCUAUUCAUAAAAAAUAAAGCAGUUUUAUGCAGAA
Brienomyrus brachyistius is the source of this 3240-nucleotide messenger RNA. Its product is annotated as transforming growth factor beta activator LRRC33-like. NCBI's taxonomy places the organism in Eukaryota, Metazoa, Chordata, Actinopteri, Osteoglossiformes, Mormyridae. Gene Ontology annotation, cellular component: extracellular matrix. The transcript has 4 exons. Gene Ontology annotation, molecular function: protein binding. Bases 510 to 2555 code for a protein of 681 amino acids. The record is from RefSeq and is a predicted model, not a curated record.